This is a messenger RNA of Trifolium pratense (red clover), 1542 nucleotides long. RefSeq names its product endonuclease III homolog 1, chloroplastic. Gene Ontology annotation, cellular component: nucleus; chloroplast nucleoid. The transcript has 10 exons. The record is from RefSeq and is a predicted model, not a curated record. NCBI's taxonomy places the organism in Eukaryota, Viridiplantae, Streptophyta, Magnoliopsida, Fabales, Fabaceae. Gene Ontology annotation, biological process: nucleotide-excision repair; base-excision repair; base-excision repair, AP site formation. The coding region runs from base 41 to 1165 and encodes 374 amino acids. Gene Ontology annotation, molecular function: DNA binding; oxidized pyrimidine nucleobase lesion DNA N-glycosylase activity; DNA-(apurinic or apyrimidinic site) endonuclease activity.
AUGCUUCACUCUAAAAUAAAAUAAAUAAAAUAAAAUAAAAAUGGUUCUUCACCUUCCCUCUCCUGGGUUUGUUUCUGGGAGUUGGAAAAUCAAAGUUGUGAUCAUCAUGUCUUCUUCUCAUUCCUUUCACAAAUCCCCUCUCUCCAACACUACCACCGCUUCCGUCAACUCCGACUCCACCUCCACCUCCACCUCCGGAGUUAAUGUCUACGUCAGAAGAAGGAACAAAAGACCCAAAGGAAUCACCACCACCACAACUCCAACCCACACUCACAACAAAAAGUUUGGUCUGCCUGAUAUUGAAGACUUUGCAUACAAAGGACCAAAUGAAUUGACUCAAUGCAUAAAAUCAGAAGUGAGCUUAGAUGUGACUCCAACUGAAAGUGAAAUUGUUUCUACAACUCAUAGCAUUGAAUCACCUGCACACUGGGUAGAGACGCUUGAAGGCAUUCGCAAAAUGAGAUGUUCUGGAGAUGCACCGGUAGACACUAUGGGAUGUGAGAAAGCUGGUUCUACACUACCUCCUAAGGAAAGAAGAUUUGCUGUCCUGGUAUCUUCUCUUUUAUCAAGCCAAACCAAGGAUCAUGUUAAUCAUGGAGCAAUUCAACGUCUUCUUCAAAAUGAUCUGCUUACUCCUGAUGCAAUCAACAAUGCUGAAGAAGAAACUAUCAAAAAGUUGAUUUACCCAGUUGGGUUUUAUACAAGAAAAGCCACUAACUUGAAAAAAAUUGCAAAUAUUUGCCUCAUGAAGUAUGGCGGUGACAUACCUAGCACACUUGAGCAACUACUCUUACUUCCAGGCAUAGGUCCUAAGAUGGCUCAUUUGGUUAUGAAUGUUGCAUGGAACAAUGUUCAAGGGAUAUGUGUAGAUACUCAUGUUCACCGCAUUUGCAAUCGGCUAGGAUGGGUGUCAAGAUUGGGCACGAAACAGAAAACCUCGACACCUGAAGAGACAAGAGUGUCACUGCAAGGGUGGCUUCCAAGGGAAGAAUGGGAUCCAAUAAAUCCUCUAUUGGUAGGAUUUGGACAGACAAUUUGUACACCUCUAAGACCUCGUUGCGGAGAAUGCAGUAUAACUGAGUUGUGUCCAUCAGCAUUCAAGGAGGCCUCAGAUUCAAGCCCAGUUUCCAAGUCGACAAAGUCCCGAAGGAACAAGAAACUUUAACAAAGGGAAAUACUUUCCUCACUCUAAACAUGAGUUCAGAUGUACAUAUCUGACAACUCUAAUUUUGUACCAUCCAAAACUACAAUUUCAGAAACAUGUGAAAUAUUUUUAGAAGCUGAAGGGGUAAAAAGUAGCACCCUUAAGAAAUUGGAUUGAAUUUUGGUUUUUCUGUUAAGUGAUCUUGCUCUAUUUUGACAUUUACAUACAAGUAUGUAUGCGCUGUGAUUAAAUGAUUAUUAAUUAGGCUCCCAUUGUACACAGCUACACAUAUAGAGAUGUGUAUGCAUUUUGUAGAAGAAAAACUGACUGUGUGCAACCGUGAUUUUUUUUUUUUUUGACUCAAGUGAACUUGAAUGUGGAAACUUGGUUUCAUAGUA